UUGUGAACUACUGAAAUAAUUUCUUAUAACUCCUUUAGUUUUUCUAAUCAACAAAAUUCAUUUUCCUCAAAAAUUUGAUUUAAAAAUUAUACAACCUUGUGAACAUUUUUGUUUCACGAUAUUAAAGUAAAUUUAAAAUCAUAGUUUGGAAAAUAAUGAUAAUUCUCUUUUCCUGCUUCCCUGUUCAUAUGUUUCUGUAGUAUUACAUUAUUUCUUAUUGCAAGCUCAAUAAACUUCGACGAUAUGGAAGUUGAAAAUGAACCAGUAACUAUUGUGAGAGCUGAAGACCAUAGUUUUGAACUCAAUGAAGAAUGCUUGAAUUCUGUUCUACUUCAACACGAUAUCAAAGAUAAGAAAGUUGUAGUCAUUUCAGUAGCCGGUGCAUUCCGUAAAGGGAAAUCCUUCCUUUUAAACUUUAUGCUACGGUAUUUAAAUGCACAAGGCGAUGAAGAUUGGCUAGGAGAUGAAAGCGCACCUCUCACUGGAUUUUCGUGGAGAGGUGGAUCUGAAAGAGACACUACUGGCAUACUUUUGUGGAAUAAGGUCUUCAACAUCACUUUACCAUCAGGGGAAGAGGUUGCUAUACUCUUAAUGGACACUCAAGGUGCUUUUGAUAGUUCUUCAACUGUCAAAGAAUGUGCCACUGUUUUCGCAUUAAGUACUAUGCUUAGCUCUAUCCAGGUCUACAAUAUAUCUCAAAAUAUUCAAGAAGAUGAUUUACAGCAUUUGGAGUUAUUUACUGAAUAUGGAAGACUAGCAAUGGAAGAAAGUGGUGACACUCCAUUUCAGAAACUUUUAUUCCUGGUAAGAGAUUGGAGCUUUCCUUAUGAGGCAGAAUUUGGCUUUGAAGGUGGACAAUGCAUUCUAGAUAGAAGACUGGAGAUAUCUGAUAAGCAGCAUCCACAAUUGCAACAGCUGCGAAAGCACAUUCGUUCUUGUUUUGAAGAGGUGGAGUGUUACCUCAUGCCUCAUCCCGGAUUGGAAGUUGCAACUAGCCCGAUGUUUGAUGGUCGUUUAGCUGAUAUAAGAAAAGAAUUUAAGGAAUACCUACAAUCUUUUGUUGUUAAGCUUCUGGCACCAGAGAAUCUAGUUCCAAAACAAAUAGCUGGACGAUAUGUUACUGCAAAAGAUUUAUUAAACUAUUUCAAGGCAUAUAUUGAAAUUUUUAAAGGAGGUGAGCUUCCUGAACCUAAGUCGAUGCUUGACGCAACUGCUGAAGCAAAUAAUUUAUCUGCUGUUGCUAAUUCAAAAGAUUACUACAACACGGAAAUGGAAAAGAUAUGUGGUGGUGAUCGUCCUUACGUUAGUCAUGAAACUUUGCAAAAAUUACAUCUUGAGAUACGUAAUACAGCUUUACAAAAGUUCUCUGAUACAAAGAAAAUGGGAAGUGAAGAUUUGGAACACUCUUUUAAAGAAAAACUAAUAAAGGAAGUGGAUGAAAUGUACCAAAGUUUUGUCAAGUUUAAUGAUGGAAAGCAGAUUGCUCAUGUCGUUCGUACACCCGGAACGCUCCUGUUUAUAAUUUUGAUUUGCUAUUUGAACUCCACUUUACUACAUGCUUUGGGACUGGAAGCAUUUGCAGUGUCGGUCAAUUUUUUCAUGGUUAUGGCUAUUGUUGCUCUUGCACUGUGGGGAUAUGCAAGGUUCACUGGAGAAGCUCAGCAUGUUGGAAUUUUCAUUGAUAAUCUUGUCAAUAUUGUUCUCAAUAAUUUCAUUUUCCCAAGUCAAAAGCAGAUUGCUCAGACCUUACAAAAAGUUUCCAAUAAUUCUACUCAAAGUAACUCAGAGUCAUUAUCUCCACCUAGCGUAGAAUAUAAUAAUACUGUUCAUCGAAGGAAACACUAACCUUGUAGUAUAUAUAAGACUUUGUUUUUAAUAAAAUCCUGUUACAUUUGCAUGUUAAUAAUGUGCACCUUGAAUAAUACUAAAGGUUUGUUACAUAUUUUGUAAAGUUGCUGAAUUCUCAUUAUAUUUCUUGAUACGUUAUUUAUUUAUGUAUUAAAUCUUUCAAUAUACGAACAUUGAUAUAUGAACAUUGUCGGGAACUAGUACUGAUGACUUGAACAUUGAUUGAACUAUACCAAGGAUUUGGAAUUGUUUUUAAUCAACUUUAGUUGGUACUGCUGAAAGUUAUUUCACGUAUUUUUAUGCAACAUAUAUAUAUAUGAAUAUUUUACGGCAGCUUAAUUUUAAUCGAAUAUAUAAUUGAUGUAUAAUGUCGGAAUUUUCUGUGAAAAUUUGGUGUUUUUUCUUUUUUAUGAUUUGGUUUUUAAUUUCUAUUGUUUUAAACUGAUAUCUAAUUCCCUUUUUCCACAAGAGUUUUUUUUUUUUUUUAAUUUAUUGUUAAGUGCUUAAACUUUUAAUCUGUAGAAAAAAAAUAUUUUUCAUUUCUCUCUAAUUUGGAACAACUUAUACUACUUUUUUUAAAAAUCAUGUACAACAAUGUUAGGCAAAGUACUUAAAUGUUUUGGGAUAACAGUACUGACAUUUGUGAUUUAAAAAAAAGAAAAAAUCUGAUCUCCCAUUGGUUGCCAAAGAUUGUCUUUUGAUUGGCAAACAACUUUUUGUAAUUACUGUAUGUAAAAUUACUGUCUCUUGUACUAAAUCUUGCACACUGUAAAUAUAAUUUCUUGAGCAAGAAUUCUAGCUUGCAGUUGUGUUUCACUACUAUGAGCCAACUUAAAAUUGCCUUAAAUGUAUGUCUUUUAUUGUAAUAUGCAAAUAAUUUUUUAACAUUUACAUUGAUAUAUACAUGAACGAUUCUUUUCUGAACAAAAUUGAUGUUUAUAGAUGAAAAAAGUGAUUAUAAUAUGCAAUUUUCAAAAAGCAAUCUGUGCCACACUUGUUUAUUAUUUGUAUAGUUUGGUUCUGGUUUCUUUUUUGACCUACCUCAAUGUAGGAUCAUUUCCUUUACAAAAAAUAUGUUAACUAGAAUAAUGAACUGCAUAUCAAAUAUUUUUGAACACAAUUAUAAAAUUAAAUACAUUUUAAUAGCUUAAAAUACAGUAAAUUAGAUUAUUAGUUGAUUUCUACUCACAAAAAGAAAAAAAAAAUCUAAUUUGUACCUGAUAACUAAGCAUGUUCUUAAUAUUAUAAGUCCUUUUUAAUUUAAAUUCCUGUUAAACUUUAAUUACACGAUUUUAUCUUUUGAUGUUAACCUUGUAUGAGUGCUUACAAAGCACCAAUAUUUCAACUGAUAUUUGCAUUUUAACAGCGUUGCCUUAGUGGAUACAGUUAUAAAAUGUAUCCAUAUACUGCCAAUAUGUAUCAUAAGUCUUGUACAUUCAUUGAAAUUUUUGUAUUUAGGCACUAGUUUGUAUAUGCAGGUCAUGUGUAUUGCAAUGUGUGAAAUUCUAUGUUCAUUUAGAUAACACAAAUUACUGUAAAUUUUGUUCACAAACUUUAGUUUUCGAAUGUGCCAUAUCUUAAUAGUGAUAGCAGUAUUUUAUUGUCAUUAAAAGAUCUGUUUUCCAAAUUGAAAAUAGUUUGUUAGGAUUAUAGAUGUGAAAGUUUAGAAAGCAUGAAAGAUUGACGUAGCAUUUUUUUGAAGACUUCUUUUCUCCUUUGCCUGUUAUGUACAAAUUUUCAACACAUUUUACAGUACUUUGCCAUAGGUUGGCACAUUUUUAUUCUUGGCAAUUCUUUUUCAUUUUAUUCAUUGCCAUCUCAUUUAGCAAAAAUGACAUUGUAAAACCAUACAUUGUUCCAUUUUUGAUAAACUUUUAAGCAAAACAAGUCAUUUAACAAGAUUGAAAGUUCCAUUAAAACGAAAAAAUAGUCUGCCAAAGCAGUUAAGAAAUAAAAUAGUUUGCCAAAUACAACUGCAAGCUAUUAAAUAACAUCAAAAGUUCAAAUAAAAUACUUCACAAACUAAUAACACAAUGUCUUAUGCUCCUGUAAAAUUUUAAGUAAUCCGCCAAAUAUAUUUAUGAAGAGACUAAUAAACGUAAAAUGUGUAGUGAAAAGUAAAACGAUCAAAUGACGGUGACGUAGAUGUUAUUUUUCUAUUUAAGCCAAGCGUAGAAGAAGCAAGUCCCGAAGCCAAGUGAAGUGCAUGCCCAUUACCGAAAAGUACUCAUUUUGCUACCAACUAUCUUGCUUAAAAUGCAUUUCUGUUUGCAUUCUACCCUUAACAUCACCUGGAUUGUAUUGGAAGAUUUAUUGCAUUAUUAAAUUUCAUCUUAGUUUUAAUGUUUUGUCAUCCGCCAUCCUUUCCCACUUCAUAUAAAUGUCCAUAACUUGCAUGCUUAAAAUAUUUAGUCUGUUUAAUUAUUUUCUUUUGUACGUCGCCUGCUUUAGUUUAGAUUGCUUUUUGCAUACUGAAUCAUUUUUAUAGGUAAUUUACAAAACCUAAUGAAACUGAGAAGCAUAUUUGACAUAGAAGUUACGAUAGAGAGAACUUGUCAGUAGAAGAAUUGCUUUAGAAGUAACAUAAUUUUUACAAUGUGGAAAAUCUCAUUCAUGUUUUGUAAUUGCUAAAAUUCUGCAGACCAUCUUGAAAUCAAGCACAACAAAAAAUAAUAAUUUUCCCUCAAAUCAAGAGGAUUUCUUUGCAUUUUUAAAAAUUUUAUCCGAUGUACUAACUAUUAUUACUUAUUACUGUUGUUCACCAUGACCAGAUUAAAAUACCUCUCUAAAAUUAUUUUAAUCUUUGAAAAGUUUUUUUUUUUUACUUUUCUUUUUCAUACUUAUGAAAGAAUUCAAUAUUUUUGCAUUUGUGCUCAGAUUAAAUGAAAAAUAAUCAUAUCAGCUUUGUGCUACAAUAUGAUUAAAGUAAAAAACCAACGUAAAUAAAGCACAAAUUUUGAAGAAAUUUUUUUUUCUUCAAAAUUUGUGCUUUAUUUAGGUUGGUUUUUUACUUUAAUCAUUUGUGUUCAGAGUUGGAUUUUUUUCUUUUCCAUUUCCGAUUAUUAUUAAGCUUUGGCUAGAAAAUAAAAUUUGUUUAUUUUCAUUAAAACCUCAAUUUGUAAACCUUUAAACAAAGUUCUGCAAUAAUUUGGGGUGUAAAUUUCAGAUGUCGCCAAAAACCGAAUAAAAUUGAAUUUAAAAAGCUUAUCUCAAUUAUUUUCAAUCAAUAACUUACUUCCUCUCGUUUUCUUAUAUAGAAAUCUGAUUUUUCUCUUCUUUUUUGAAGUUUAAGCUAUUGCUUGUGUCUCUUCUAAAAUGGCAGGUGAGGGUAUUUUUAAAAUGUCAUAAAAAAUUCACGAGCUUGUGAAGUAUUGUGGCGCAAACUGCACAUUCAUACAACAGUUUAUUGCUUUUCUAUGAAUUUUUAAAAUGUGUCACGGACUUUUCAGACACCUUGUAUUUUUGAGACAAUUUGUCUCCUGAAAGAUACACUAAAAAAAUAGUACACUGAAUCAGAAAAAGGAAAUGUUUUUAGUAGAAACUGGUAAUCUCACAUGAAAAAAUGCAAUAUUUAAACUAAUCAGCAGCAUUUUCUAUUAUAAAAAUAAUCAAAAAUAGAGCCACCAACUGAUGCACAUUCUUGUAAUUUUCUUUUUUUCCAGAAAAUGGUAUUUUCUGGAAAAAUGCUUCUGACUGUAAACAAGCUGUGAAUAAAAAUUUGUCGAUGAAAUGUGACUGUCAUAACUAAUACUUGGCAGCAUUGACACAUUUUAUUUACCCCCUUUUUUUUGUAAGUGUUGUUUAGUGUCUUCUUUAGGACAGAGGAGGAUAAAAAAUGCUGCCUUAGUGUUUGAUGCUUUCUUUUUUCGAUUUCUUUUUUUCAAUUUUUUUUUUUUUUUUUUGUGAAAUUAUUUAUCUGGUUCAGUAUUUUAUUUCUGGUGAAAAGUUCAUGUUAAUAGUUAAAUAUUAAAUGAUUUUUAAUAUAAGAUUUAUUUUUCAACAAUUAGCAAAGUACUGUCUACUUGAAGCUGAAAUUCAUUUGUAUAGUGUGCUGAAGUGCCAUCUUUCUUUUAAAGAUUUUAGGAGAAAAAAAAAUCUUAGGUGUCAACUUUUGUAAAUAACGACCUCUUUCCUCUUCUAGCUAUGUCGACCGUGUCGCAGUUUAGCUUGCCAAAUUUCUGUAUGGAUUAGAUCUGUUUGUUUCUUUUUGCUUCAUGAAAUGUUGACAUGUGGAACUGUUGUAUUACAGAAAAUAUACCAAACUCGUGAUUGAAUCUCUAAUAAUGUACAUUAAGGCAUAUAUAAAUACAGUUAUUUUCCUAUAUAUCUCUGAUGUUGAAUAACAGUUGAUAAAUAUUUUUAUGACACUAAUUUGGAAUAAAGACUAUUUAAUAAAAUUUGUGCAUUUCAUUUU
Molecule: messenger RNA, 6262 nt
Organism: Uloborus diversus
Lineage: Eukaryota; Metazoa; Arthropoda; Arachnida; Araneae; Uloboridae
Product: atlastin-2-like
Exons: 15
Coding region: 244-1845 (533 amino acids)
Biological process (GO): protein homooligomerization; endoplasmic reticulum organization
Molecular function (GO): GTP binding; GTPase activity
Source: RefSeq, a predicted model, not a curated record